This is a messenger RNA of Vanessa atalanta (red admiral), 1984 nucleotides long. RefSeq names its product adenosine deaminase 2-like. The transcript has a single exon. Bases 238 to 1743 code for a protein of 501 amino acids. Lineage: Eukaryota; Metazoa; Arthropoda; Insecta; Lepidoptera; Nymphalidae. The record is from RefSeq and is a predicted model, not a curated record. Gene Ontology annotation, biological process: inosine biosynthetic process; adenosine catabolic process. Gene Ontology annotation, molecular function: adenosine deaminase activity.
AUAGCUAAUCGUGUUUAACAUAAUUUUUUACGAAGUUAUCUUAAAAAAAACAUGAAUUUGAAUUUCGAAUCAUUUGUAAUUCUUUUUAGUUUUCUAUAAAUCAGUCAAUAAAAAAAAACCGGUUCGUCAAAUUAAAUCAUUGGUACCCACUUCUGUCCCUUGGUAAAACAACCUUGUAACAGAUAAUUUUGAUUUAUAACUUGUGAGACAUUUGUUGCAAAAUCAAUUGUGGUGAAAAUGUGGACGGUUAUAGUUUGGCCUUUGCUUUGUCUAACAAGUGCAGUAUUCGCUGACGAUGUGUUCGAAAAGAAUAUCAAAGAAAGAAACUAUCUCUUACAAAAAGAACUUAAUAUGAUGCUUGGUAAUGACAUAGUACUAAGUGACAGUGAGGAUCAAGCAAAUAAAGUCAUUAUGAAGUUGAAAAAUAAUGAAUUGGAUUACGGUUUUAACAAUCCCCAGUAUUUUAACUACUCCAAACACUUUUUUGAAUACAAGGAUGAUAUUAAAAAGUCAGAACUGUUUAAGUUAAUUAAGGAUAUGCCAAAAGGAGCAGUUCUCCAUGCGCACGACACAGGAAUAUUAAGUCCAGAUUAUGUUCUGUCAUUAACUUAUUGGGACGAUCUAUUCGUAUGUUUUGAAGAAGAAAAUAUACAUUUUUUAUUUUCUCUCGAACUACCGAAGUUACCGUGUAAGACAGCAUGGCAGUUAAUGAAACAUGCCCGUUAUUCAUCGGGAAAUGUUAAGAAGUUUGAUGCUGAAUUAAGAAAGCAUUUUACUCUUGUUACUAAGGAUCCAAAUCAGGUGUAUACUGAUAUAAAUGUAGUGUGGUCGAAGUUUCAGCAGUAUUUUAUAACAACAUCUUCUCUCUUUUGCUAUAAGCCAAUCUGGGAGAAAUAUUUCUAUGACACUCUUAAGGCUUUACGUGAUGACAAUGUUAUGUACUUAGAAAUUAGAAGCGUGUUACCAACACUUUACGAUUUAGAUGGAAAUAAAUAUGAUGCUAUCGACACAGCUGCAUCUUAUAAAAAGGUUUUAGAUACAUUCUUGGAGGUUUAUCCUGAUUUUUAUGGAGCUAAACUAAUAUACGCUCCGUUGAGAUUCGUCGACAACAAAACUGUUAAGGAAUAUCUAAAAAUUGCAAAGGAAUUAAAAAAUAAAUUUCCUGAUUUCCUCGCUGGAUUUGAUUUAGUAGGCCAAGAAGAUUUGGGUGUACCAACUAAAGAGUUUCUUCAAGUUCUUUCUGAAGCAAGUGACGAAUUUGAAUACUUUUUCCACGCCGGUGAAACUAAUUGGUAUGGAACUAGUUCUGAUGAAAACUUAGUAGAUGCAAUCGUUCUUAAAGCACGUCGAAUUGGGCAUGCUUUUGCAAUUGUGAAGCAUCCCUUAUUAAUGGAGGAAGCUAAAGAAAGGGAUAUAGCAAUUGAAGUAAACGUUGUAUCGAAUACCGUUUUGAAACUAGUUGAAGAUAUCAGAAACCAUCCGCUGGCCGUGUUCUUAUCGAAGAAUUUACCAGUAGUAAUAUCGAGUGAUGACCCCGGUUUGUGGGAGGCGGAUCCUUUGUCACAUGAUUACUAUAUUACAUUUGUUGGUGUCGCCAGUCGACACGCUGACAUUAAACUCCUCAAGAAAUUAGCUCUUAAUUCCUUAUAUUACAGCACAUUUCCGCAUAAAGAUAAAUUAAUUCAUGAAUUUGAAAUUCGUUGGACGAAAUUCAUAGACACAAUUGUCCAAGAUCACUGGUAAAUGAAAAUAGAACUGUUUUUGUUUCAUUUAAAUUAACAAAAUAUAUUUAUUAUCUAUCUUAGAUAAGAUAUCAAAAAAUCAAUUGAAUGAUUCUGCGCAGAUAUAUAUUGUGAAAUCUAAAGAAUUUGUGUCUUAAAUGAUAUCAUAAAACUGAUAUAUUUGUGCAAUAGUUUGUUGCUAUGAAUUUCUUAUCGAUUCUUAUCGUCGAAAUAUCUAAAACAUUUUUCGUAAAAACUUUUAU